AUGUUUCCAUUCAAGUUUAAGAGGAAGCAAUUUCCUAUAAGGCUUAGCUUUGCUAUGACGAUUAACAAGGCUCAAGGGCAGACCAUCUCGAUUGCUGGUGUGUAUCUACCUAUUCCGGUGUUCUCUCAUGGUCAACUCUAUGUUGCUUUGUCUCGAGCAACCGCGAAGAGAAACAUAAAGAUACUUAUUCAGAAGGAGAAGCCGAAGGAGAAGUCCAACAAGAAAAAUAACAAUCCAAAGAAGCGAAAAAGACCGACCGUGUCCUUGCUGACCUCAAUGAAGAACAUCGUCUACAAGGAAGUACUUACAGGCUGA
This is a messenger RNA of Aegilops tauschii subsp. strangulata, 315 nucleotides long. The record is from RefSeq and is a predicted model, not a curated record. NCBI's taxonomy places the organism in Eukaryota, Viridiplantae, Streptophyta, Magnoliopsida, Poales, Poaceae.